Messenger RNA from Babesia bovis T2Bo, 2131 nucleotides. RefSeq names its product pyruvate kinase family protein. The coding region runs from base 31 to 2112 and encodes 693 amino acids. The record is from RefSeq and is a predicted model, not a curated record. The transcript has a single exon. Gene Ontology annotation, cellular component: cytoplasm. Gene Ontology annotation, biological process: glycolytic process. Gene Ontology annotation, molecular function: pyruvate kinase activity; magnesium ion binding; potassium ion binding. NCBI's taxonomy places the organism in Eukaryota, Apicomplexa, Aconoidasida, Piroplasmida, Babesiidae.
AUAAAUCAUUUUGUAUUUUAAUAUAUUAAAAUGGCGGUCAUACUAUCCUUAAUGAGUUAUCCUUUGUUCUUUGCAGUUUGUGCAUUGUUUGCCGUUGCGAAUGGCGAUGGCAUUUCGCACACAUUUUCGGACCGUGCUAGCAAUUGCAUGGGUUAUUUAGCUCGCACUAGUAAUCAGCCUGAGCGUCGUUAUUCUGAGGAGAACACUUCCUUCCGUCAGCGCAACGUCCGUCGCAACAUCUAUGAAGUCGAUGCUCCUGCGAGUCGUGAGGAUGCUGUUGAUUACUUCACUCACGUUCUUUCCGCGACUUCCAACCCUGCUUUCUCCCCUGCUGAGAUUCCUCAAGGUCAGUUUAUGACUUUGACUAAGCAGGUUUCCACCUUGGGACCUUCUACAUGCACUGCUGAUUCCUUGAGGUCUAUUAUGGAGGCUGGUACUGACAUUUACCGUUUGAACUUUUCUCACGGCACUCGUCUAUUUAAAUUGCGUCUUACUCGUAUGAUUCGUCAGUUGGAGUUGGUCCGUUCAUCUGGUGAAGGUUCUGACUCCUUCAUGGUAUCACCUAAGGGUAUUUUGGGUGACAUUCAAGGACCCAAGUUGCGUAUUGGCCGUUUCAUGCCUAACGUCGAUGCUGUUGGCAAGGGCAUCGAGAGCAGUGCAGCUGAGUUUGUUGAGCUUAAGAAGGGUGACAAGUUUACUUUUGACACUCAUGACGUCAAGGGUUCUCAGACUCGCGUAAGGUUCAACUUCCCUGAUAUUUUGCGUGACUUGAAUGUUGGCAACACCAUUGCUAUGGAUGACGGUAACUUGAACUUGGAGGUUAUUUCUGUUGACAGGGAUGCUCCAUCUGUGACUGCUGUUGUUCUUAACGACGGUGUUCUUUCCAGUCGCAAGGGUUUCGCCGUUCCCAAUGUUGCUAUUACCGUUGACCUCUUCAGUGAGAAGGACGUCAAGGAUACUAUUUUCAGUUACGCUUUGGGUUUGGACUUCCUAGGUGUCAGUUUCGUUCAGCGUAUGACUGACAUCUUGUACCUAAAGAACAUCAUAUUGGACUUUGCUGGUAGUUCCUACAUGCAACCAUUGCUUGAUCGUAUUGAUGCCAUUGACAUGAACUCCAUUAACACUGAGGACGAGGACCCCGAGAUCGAGGCCAUUUUACAGGAGUACUACAUUGAACGUUUCUUGCCUGCCAAGCAGCACCUCAUGACUGCUCUUCCUCACCUUGAGAACGUUGGAAUCGCCAUUAUCCCUAAGAUUGAGAAACAGCCUGCUUUGGACGACAUCAACGGUAUUCUGGAGGUAUCAGACGGUAUGAUGAUUGCUCGUGGUGACCUCGGUGUAGAGACUGAAAUUACUAAUCUCCCAGUUAUCCAGAAGCGUUUGAUCCAACUAUGUCGUUUGGUAUACCACAAACCUGUGAUUGUUGCCACCCAAAUGUUGGAGAGCAUGAAGAGCAACCCCAAGCCAUCUCGUGCUGAGGCUACUGACUGUGCCAAUGCUGUUUACGACGGUGCUGACGCCGUUAUGCUUUCUGCUGAAUCAGCUACUGGUGCUUACCCUGCUCAUUCAGUUCGUACUCAGCGUCUAUUGUUGUACAAUGCUGAGAACGACCCUUACUUCAACGCUGAGCAGUUGUUGCGCGAGAGCUUGUUGAACGAGGACAUUAUGAGUAAAUUGAGUUCAAUUCGUCCUCGUGAGGUAGCUAAGAUCAUGUCAUUGGUUGAGUUGGACAUGCUCGCCACUCGUGAGUGGAAUAACCGUCACGCUUUGUUGCGUGAUGCAGCUAAUGAUGUUUCCAUGGUUAUUGCUUCUGAGGACGUCGACGCAUUGAUUGUCCACGUUGAUGACAAGCCUGAGUUGAUCCAGUGGAUUGCUACUAAACGUCACACCCUGCCAAUUGUGAUGUUGACUAGCAGGAUCGAGCUUGCCAGGCGUAUGUUGUUGACAUGGAGUGUCAAGCCACACAUGCUUCCAGAUGGCUCCGAUGCUGCCACGUAUGCUGAGGAAAUUGCUCCGUUGUACGUUGGCAAGGACUCUAAGGUGAUGUACAUCGAAUGCGAGGACAACAAGGUUCUAUCUAGUGUUGUGAUUGACUUGAAAAAAGGCAAUUGAAUAAAGAUGUAAAUUGAAC